Messenger RNA from Momordica charantia (bitter melon), 3263 nucleotides. It is a transcript of the gene MSH2, whose product is annotated as MUTS homolog 2. Gene Ontology annotation, cellular component: MutSalpha complex; nucleus. Gene Ontology annotation, biological process: mismatch repair; mitotic recombination. The record is from RefSeq and is a predicted model, not a curated record. Gene Ontology annotation, molecular function: ATP-dependent DNA damage sensor activity; ATP binding; mismatched DNA binding. NCBI's taxonomy places the organism in Eukaryota, Viridiplantae, Streptophyta, Magnoliopsida, Cucurbitales, Cucurbitaceae.
UAGAAGACGCGCAUACUCACAAGCCCGCCAGCCGUCCAUUUUCCCGCCAUCCCCAACAGGCACUUGACAGAACGUUAAACCCAUCAACGAGGCUUCGAAGUUCCGAGGGUUUUUCCAUCUUAUAUGCUCCGGAACAAGAAGAAGAAAAAAGCCAUAUCCGGAAGCUUCAACAGAAACAGAAGAAAUGGUUGACAAUGUCGACGACCAAAGCAAGCUUCCUGAGCUCAAACUUGAUGCUAAGCAGGCUCAAGGGUUUCUCGCAUUCUUCAAAACCCUACCCCCCGACUCAAGAGCUGUUCGAUUUUUUGAUCGUCGGGAUUACUACACUGCCCAUGGCGAUAAUGCAGUUUUCAUUGCAAAGACCUAUUACCGUACUACAACUGCUUUACGACAACUGGGUAAUGGAUCUGAAGCUCUGUCUAGUGUGAGUGUCAGCAAAAAUAUGUUUGAAUCCAUUGUUCGGGAUCUUCUUUUGGAAAGAAUGGACCAUACAUUGGAGCUUUAUGAGGGUAGCGGUUCGAAGUGGAGACUGGUCAAAAGUGGAUCACCUGGUAAUAUUGGCAGUUUUGAAGAUGUUUUGUUCGCCAAUAAUGAAAUGCAGGACAGCCCUGCUAUCGUGGCACUAUUGCCGAACUUCCGAGAAAAUGGGUGCAUUGUCGGAUUAGGUUAUGUUGAUUUAUCAAAAAGAGUGAUGGGGAUGGCUGAAUUUCUUGACGACAGCCACUUUACAAAUGUGGAGUCAGCUCUGGUUGGUCUUGGUUGUAAGGAAUGCCUUCUGCCUCUAGAGAGUGGAAAGUUCGGUGAUAUAAAACCUCUACAUGACACACUGACAAAGUGUGGUGUGAUGCUGACUGAGAGGAAGAAAUCAGAAUUUAAAAUGAGAGAUUUGGUGCAGGAUCUUUCAAGGCUCGUCAAAGGAUCUGUUGAACCUGUCAGAGAUUUGGUAUCUGGAUUUGAAUUUGCACCUGCUGCCUUAGGAGCAUUGUUGGCUUAUGCAGAAUUACUGGCAGAUGAAAGCAAUUAUGGAAAUUAUAUAAUGCAGAAGUACAAUCUUGACAGCUACAUGAGGUUAGACUCUGCUGCCAUGAGAGCAUUAAACGUCCUAGAAAGUAAAACUGAUGCAAACAAAAACUUCAGCCUGUUUGGUCUUAUGAAUAGAACCUGUACUGCUGGAAUGGGUAAAAGAUUGUUACAUAUGUGGCUGAAGCAGCCUCUGUUAGAUGUUAAGGAAAUUAAUUCUAGACUGGACCUUGUUCAAGCUUUUGUGGAGGAUACUGCUCUCCGCCAAGAUUUGAGACAACAUCUCAAAAGAAUCUCUGAUAUUGAGAGAUUGACACACUAUCUUGAGAAGAGAAGAGCUGGUUUGCAGCACAUCGUUAAACUUUAUCAGUCAAGUAUAAGGGUUCCAUUUAUUAAGAAUGCCUUGGAGAAUUAUGAAGGACAAUUUUCCUCAUUGAUCAAGGAAAAGUACUUGGAAUUUCUCGAGAUAUGGACUGACGCCAAUCACCUGAACAAGUUCAAUAAUCUUGUGGAAACUGCUGUUGAUCUUGAUCAGCUUGAGAAUGGAGAAUAUAUGAUUUCAUCUAGUUAUGACCCUGCUCUGUCCAAGUUAAAGAAUGUGCAAGAAUCAAUUGAGCAGCAAAUACUCGACUUGCACAGGCAAGUUGCUAAUGAUCUUGAUCUUCCAGUUGAUAAGGCCUUGAAGUUAGAUAAAGGCACACAAUUUGGACAUGUUUUUAGAAUUACUAAGAAAGAAGAACCAAAAGUAAGGAAAAAGCUCUCCACCCAUUUCAUUGUCCUUGAAACCCGAAAGGAUGGAGUGAAGUUUACAAAUACCAAGCUUAAAAAGCUGGGUGACCAGUAUCAGAAAAUAGUCGAGGAGUACAAGAGUUUCCAGAAGGAGUUGGUUCAACGUGUUAUUGAAACUGCAUCAUCCUUCAUUGAGGUAUUCAGUCCUUUGGCAGAGUUGCUCUCUGAAUUGGAUGUUUUGCUUGGUUUUGCUGAUUUAGCUUCUAGUUGUCCUACUCCUUAUAGUAGACCAGACAUCACUUCAUCGGAUGAAGGAGAUAUUAUAUUGGAAGGAAGUAGGCACCCCUGCGUGGAGGCUCAAGACUGGGUUAAUUUCAUACCAAAUGAUUGCAAACUAGUAAGGGGGAAAAGUUGGUUCCAAAUCAUCACUGGGCCUAAUAUGGGUGGAAAAUCUACAUUUAUCCGACAGGUUGGAGUGAACAUUCUAAUGGCACAAGUAGGUUGUUUUGUUCCCUGUGACAAAGCUAGCAUUUCUGUUCGUGAUUGCAUUUUUGCUCGCGUAGGUGCAGGGGACUGUCAACUUCGUGGAGUUUCUACGUUUAUGCAAGAGAUGCUUGAAACUGCAUCUAUAUUGAAAGGAGCUACAGAGAAAUCCUUGAUAAUCAUUGAUGAAUUGGGCCGUGGGACAUCCACUUAUGAUGGGUUUGGUUUAGCAUGGGCCAUUUGUGAACAUCUUGUUGAAGUGAUUAAAGCACCCACUUUAUUUGCAACCCACUUCCAUGAACUAACUGCAUUAGCUCGUGCCAAUACUGAUCUUGAGCCCCAUGGAAAGCAAAUUGUUGGUGUGGCAAAUUUUCAUGUCAGUGCACACAUAGACUCAUCAAAUCACAAGUUGACAAUGCUAUACAAGGUUGAACCUGGAGCUUGUGAUCAAAGCUUUGGGAUUCAUGUAGCAGAAUUUGCAAAUUUUCCUUCUAGUGUUGUGGCACUUGCCAGAGAAAAGGCUGCUGAACUGGAAGAUUUCUCUACUAACACAACUAUUUCAGCCACUAUUGGAGAAGAGCAAGAUGUACCCAAGCAAUCGAAGCGUAAACGAGAGUUUAGUUCAGAUGACAUGUACAAAGGUGUGGCGCGGGCUCGCCAGUUUCUAGAGGAGUUUUCCAACCUGCCAUUGGAUAAGAUGGAUCUGAAGGAAGCUCUGCAACAAGUGAGCCAAUUACGGGAUGGUCUGAAGAAGGAUGCCGUGGACUCUAACUGGCUCCAACAGUUCCUUUAGCCGACUCUUAUGAGGUGUGCCUGCUACCUCAUUCAUGCUUUUUGGUAUUUGUACAGCUUUGUAAGGCGUAAAGGAGAUGUUUUUGUAUCCUCCCUCACAAUUUUGGAUGUAUAGAAGCUUCAAAUAUUGUUGCUAGCUUCAGUUUUUUGUUACCUCUUUUCUUGGGUGGGGGUAAUUAUGUAUCAAGGGAAAGAAUGGCCGGAGGAAAUGGAAUUUGUAGACUAUAUCUGAUGAAAAA